GGUUUAAAGAAAAUUUAUUUGUCAAGGUCUGAAUUGUAGAGCAAAGAAAUAUAAAAGAAUGUAAGAAGUAAUUGUAUCCCUGGUGAAUUUAGUGUAUUCCAGUAAAAAUUAUCGUACAUUUCCCGGUACUCUGUACACAUUUAAGUGUAUGGUAUAUGGUGCAUCUGCGCGUCUGGAAAGCUCCGAUCAAUAGCGAAGAAAGAUAACUAGAGAGCUCGAAUUUCCCGUUUUAGAUUUAUCACAGUCUACGGCGCAUUUGUUCGUUGUCAUCACAGUGGAAUAAGCGCCCUGGGUGAUAGAGUGAGAGUGAACCAGACAAAGAGCUUUUACUCAGUUUUAGUUAUAACAGCAACAAAUAAUAAUAAUAAAAAGACGCAAGCGCAACAAAAAAUUUGAGCACGAGCUGGAUCGCUGGAUGAUCAGACGCGCGAUUUCUCGGCAAUCGUGAGGGUGUCCUCAAAUAGGCAACAACGCCAUUAUUUAAUUUACCUUUCCAUCAAUAUUCAUCAUCACCAUCAUUAUCAACAUUAUCAAUAUCAUUAUCUUCGUGUUAAUUAUAAUUGAUCAAUCGUUUUAAUUAAUCAAUGUGAAAAUUAAUUUAUUUCAAAAAUCAAUUUAAAAAAAAUGAAUUUAUUAUAUUUUAGUAUUGUUAAAUAAUUUAACGACGUUUACGGUUUUAUUACGAGGUCAAUUUGGUGUAUUUAAUUGUAGAAUUGUAGGACAAGAAAUGCUAGACUGAUAACAACAUCAAAAAUAACAACGACGAGCAAAGGAACAAGGAAAAAAAAAUGCUUAUUAAAGAGUAUAGGAUACCACUUCCUCUCACCGUAGAGGAGUAUCGAAUCGCUCAACUUUAUAUGAUUGCUAAAAAAUCAAGAGACGAAAGCAAGGGCGUUGGUAGUGGAGUUGAAAUAAAAGUUAAUGAACCGUAUACAGAUGGACCCGGAGGAAACGGACAGUAUACUCAUAAAAUUUAUCACGUAGGAAGUCAUUUGCCUGGAUGGUUUAAGAGCUUGUUACCUAAAACCGCGUUGCAGACUCAGGAAGAAGCGUGGAACGCUUAUCCUUAUACUAAAACUCGAUAUACGUGUCCAUUUGUUGAAAAAUUUUCGGUUGAAAUAGAAACGUACUAUUUUCCAGACAACGGGCAUCAAGAAAAUGUAUUCCAGUUGUCUGGUAGUGAUUUGCGUAAUCGAAUUGUUGAUUUUAUUGACGUGGUAAAGGAUAAGCCUGUUGGUGCUGAUUAUGUCCAAGAAGAAGAUCCUUUGCUGUAUGUAUCCCAAAAAACAGGCCGUGGACCGCUUACUGAAAAUUGGCUUCAAGAUUAUUGGGCUGAAGUUCAAGGAAGACCACAACCUACGCUUUCAGGAAAGUCACUGAUGUGUGCGUAUAAACUUUGUAGGGUUGAGUUCCGUUACUGGGGCAUGCAAACCAAGCUGGAAAAAUUCAUUCACGAUGUGGCAUUACGGAAAACUAUGGUACGAGCGCACCGUCAAGCGUGGGCAUGGCAAGAUGAAUGGAUCGGUUUGACAAUGGAAGACAUAAGACAAAUAGAAAAAGAGACUCAAUUGGCACUGCAGCGAAAAAUGGCUGCUGCAGAAGCUGCUGAACGUGGUGAGAUGGCUAUUGAUGGCUACGAGGACAAUCACAGUGACUCAAAUACCCCAGCAGCGACACCACAGGGAGCUACUGAUGUUGCCAAAACAUUUGCUGCAACACUCGGUAGCAUUGAGAAAAACGAAGAUCUCCAAAGUCCGCCGUCUAUUCGUAAACCUUCGGAUAUUCCUGUUAUUAAUACGGCGCGUAGUUCUGAAGGUGAUAUCAGCCCUGAAGAUUCUCCUACUACAGUUUUACCACCUGGGUCAAAAAUUGCUCUUAACAAAUUUGAAACUAAAAAAGUUUGGAAGCACAGCAGUCAUUCAAUUCACUCCCCGAGUUCUGCUAAAAGCUUCGACAUCCAGAUUGCUAAUUGGCGUAUGGAGAGUAUCGUCCGUGAAUCUGAAUCAGGCAGCGAGGAUGAAUUUUUUGAUUGCCAAGCCGCUGGAAUAGUUGUACCUGAGAUACGCACAGCAGAAGACUUUGGUGACAAUACAUCUCUGGCAAAGUGGAGCUCGUUGGACCUCUUGACGGACAAAGAAGACUCCCUGUCGCCUACAGUACCAACAGCAUCAGUAGCUGGAGUAUCAUCUUCAAGCAGCAGGCAUGACGACAGUAUAUUUUCCCACUCAUACUUGCAGCGAGUCGCCAGUGAACGUAGUGGUAAAAGACUUCACAUACGUUCGUCAGCGAGUAUAGAUUUAUCAUGCCCAGCUUCACCUCAACACUCACCAACUCACCAGCCCUGUCGAACAACAGUAUUACUGAUAGUUAUGCAUGCCGGCAGUGUCCUGGAUGCCAAUGUUGAUUUAUCUGCUAAAAAAUCAGACAUAACAACAUUUCGCGGUGCCUUUGAAUCUGUUAUGCGUCAACAUUAUCCCAGUAUGGUUGGACAUAUUGCUGUAAGAUUUGUCUCAUGUCCAUCAAUAUGUACCGAGGGAUUGGGAAUAUUAUCCAGUUUAAGUCCUUACAGUUUUGACGUGUCACCCUCUUGUGUUGACUCUCCACAAAUUACAAAUGACACUAUUCCAAUAGGAUCCAUCCCACUUUUGGCAUGUUCAUCCUCAGAUUAUCAAGAUGCGGUUUCAAAAGUUAUCACCGGGGCUAAUCAAGUAUUAGGAGAAUUUAUAAAAUCGGAUGAAGGUCGUGGAUUUGCUGGACAAAUAUCAUUUGUCGGUGACUCUGUUGGUUCGAUAUUAACUUACGAUGCGCUCUGUCGGUCCGUUCAAUAUCAAUCGAGACACGACAGUGAAAAUAGUAUUUUAGAAAACGACAAUCAACCUGGAGGUGAUCAAAGUGAAGAUGGCAAACAUUUAACGGCACCUUUACCAAGAAGACGUUCAUCAUCAACCAGCGAUUCAUCUCAGUGUAAAUUAGAAUUUGACGUCAGUGAAUUUUUUAUGUUUGGCAGUCCGCUGGCGUUAGUCCUCGCUUAUCGUAAAAUAUCCUCAAGCAAUGAUAAAGGUACAACGGUUCCUAGGCCGCUUGUUAAUCAAGUCUACAAUCUAUUUCAUCCAACGGAUCCGGUAGCUGCGCGCUUAGAACCUAUUAUAUCAGCUCGAUUUUCACAGUUACCUCCGGUCAAUGUCGCUCGCUAUCAAAAAUAUCCGCUCGGCAACGGACAACCUUAUCAUUUACUUGAAGCCAUUCAAACGAAUCCACAAUUGUUUGCUGAUGGAUUGAAUGCUCCAAACACACCACUUCAGCAUCUAAGAAGAAUGUCUGACAUAUCGCUUCAAAGUACCAUGUCGGGUCUGAUUGAUAAUGUACCUUUACAAGCAGUAUCUUCCUUAACACACAAGUGGUGGGGAAAUAAAAGAAUAGAUUACGCACUCUACUGCCCAGAAGGUCUUGCAAACUUUCCAACAAAUGCAUUACCACAUUUGUUCCACGCAAGUUACUGGGAAUCAUCAGACGUAAUUGCAUUUAUAUUAAGACAAAUUGGUAGAUUUGACUUGCCAAUGCUUGGUGGUGAAGAAAAAGAUUUAGCCUGUUUCCGUCCAGGUCAGCCACGAGAAAAGUGGAAUAAAAAACGAACCUCGGUUAAACUUAAGAAUGUCGCGGCGAAUCAUCGAGCUAAUGACGUAAUCGUACGCGAAGGCUUGCCGCAGAUAUUAAUUGCAAGGUUUAUGUACAGCCCCAUAGAUGUUAUCGCAUUGACUGGCGAAAAGGUUGACAUUCAUGUGAUGAAGGAUGCACCCGCUGGAGAAUGGACAUAUCUAUCAACAGAAGUAACGGAUAAAAAUGGUCGAAUUACUUAUAGAAUACCUGAUGAUAAAGCAUUAUCUUACGGUCUUUAUCCAAUUAAAAUGGUUGUAAGAGGUGAUCACACGUCUGUAGAUUUUUUUAUGGCUGUAAUACCUCCAAAUACAGAGUGUGUGGUGUUCAGUAUUGACGGAUCUUUUACAGCAAGUAUGAGCGUGACAGGACGAGAUCCUAAAGUUCGUGCCGGUGCUGUUGAUGUCGCUAGACAUUGGCAAGAACUUGGAUAUCUAAUAAUAUAUAUAACAGCUCGACCAGACAUGCAGCAGCAAAAAGUAGUAUCUUGGUUAUCACAACACAAUUUUCCACAUGGAUUAGUGUCUUUUGCUGAUGGAUUGUCUCGCGAUCCGCUUGGCCAUAAAGCUGCUUACUUGAACAACUUGAUCCACGAGCACGGAGUAAUAAUUCAUCAGGCGUACGGUAGCAGUAAGGAUAUUGCCGUUUAUACGGCAGUUAAUUUAAAACCCCGGCAAAUCAUUAUUGUCGGGAAAGUGUCGAAGAAGCAUCAAUCACUGGCGACUGUACUCAGUGAAGGAUACGCUGCUCAUUUAACUCAACUGCAAUCUUAUGGUGGAUCAAGACCUGCUCAGGGUAACGCGAGAAUGGUGAUACCUCGAGGACAAUUUGGUUUACCUGGUUUAAAUUCGUCGCUUCGGCGAAGAAGUUCUUUUAGGACAGCCAAACGUACCAUAUCAUCUUCAAUGUUUCAAAAUAAAUCGGAACAACUGGAACGGAGCACAAGUGUCGGGCCAUCAUCGAGAAGAUCAUCACCGCCUCUUACAAAAACAACUACUUCUGAUAAACCCUGACGAUUUGCGCGCUGUCGGUCCUUUUUCGAGCCGCGGCAGUAAUCCAUUUUUUUUAUCGCCUAUUUAUUUUUAUUGUGGUUAAUAAACUGAUAAAAAAAUUAAAAAAAGUUUAAACUAAGAAGAAAUAUAAAAACAGAACAUAAAGAAGAAAUGGAUAAAAUUUUAUUGACGGAACAAACAUUUGGGAAAGUAAUUGUGAUUUAAUAAUAACUAUAUUGAACAUAAAUAUAUAUAAUAUAUAUAUAUAUUAUUGAAUCGAGCUCAAUGUUGUCAUUCUCCGGUCUCCCCAGUGCAUAGUUUAUUUUUUAUACAGCCAUACAAGUAUUCCGGAAUCAGCUUAAUAUUAAAUAAAUAAAUAAUAUUAAUAAUGAAUGAUAAUAAUAAUAAUAUCAAUAGUAAUUAAUCAGACACAUUAUUUUUUGGUAUAAAAGG
Messenger RNA from Cotesia glomerata, 5099 nucleotides. RefSeq names its product protein retinal degeneration B (gene rdgB). The record is from RefSeq and is a predicted model, not a curated record. Lineage: Eukaryota; Metazoa; Arthropoda; Insecta; Hymenoptera; Braconidae. Gene Ontology annotation, cellular component: cytoplasm. Gene Ontology annotation, biological process: phospholipid transport. The coding region runs from base 789 to 4667 and encodes 1292 amino acids. Gene Ontology annotation, molecular function: phosphatidylcholine intramembrane carrier activity; phosphatidylinositol binding; metal ion binding. The transcript is spliced from 16 exons.